CUAUCUCAUGCAUUAGCAUGCAAAAACAUUAAGUCACGGAAAACCAAAUAAUGUCAAAAUAAGGAGUUCAGUACCAUUCGAGCACUACAGUAAAGGAUACCUGGCGCCCCCGGGCCUGUGGACUUUGCAAUGGGACAACGAUUUGAACAUGGAGGGAGUAAACAAUGAAAGAGUUGCUUGUGCACAGGUUGGACCGGGGACAGUUUGGAUAAACUUCGAGUCCUUUCUUCCUCGUGCUUGGAUGCAUUUUGGGACCAAAAGCGUGUAAGUUUUUGACCCCAUAUUUAAUAUUUAACUUUGCUCUUUAACUUUAAAACAGCUCUCUCUCUUGGCUGGCCUCGUUCCAAUAAUCCAAUUAUUGAAGGGACAACUCUGUUUUGUACGGCUUUAUGCGGUGGAAUGGACCGUAGUCAACUUGACUCGACUCAUCAAUGAAACAAGAAUGUGGAUUUAAUCACCAGGAACGAAAUGAACAAUGGCAAAAAGAGAAGACGGCAAGAAAAACGCGGCCGUGUGUCGUAGUGUCUCGUUCAAAAAGUUGGAGUCUUGGAGUGCCAACAGCAGCAGCAGCCGUAACGAUAGGCAAGUUAAAUCAAAGGAUUUGGAUGCUUGUGGCGUCGCCCUUCCCCCUUUGUCCACCACCGCUACCACUACUACUACUACGGAGCAAUGCACGGCUGAGAAAGUGGAACCCUUGGCGACGCGUAAUGUUGGCGUUUCAAGAAAAGUUUCCAAAAUCACUGCGACCAACGCCGGCCUCCCCACCGCAGACCGAGGCUCCUCCACUCCUCUCUCCUCUCUUUCCCCGUCCAUUCGCCAGCUCACACAGAAGUUCAGCAGCGCUGGCUCUGCUGGAACGCAGAUCACCGCCUCAGGCGAUAGCAGGGUGACCGAAGGAAGAGCGACCCUGCCCCGAGCCAAAGGCACGAGGAAAGACCCUUCACCCCUGCGUUCAUCUUUUCAUGAAGAUAUUAGCAGUGGGUGUAUUCACAAUAUUGACUCUGCUAACAUUCCUGCUGAAUUUAAAGAUGCGGGGGGAAAGUUAAACCCUGGCACAGACUCUUUCUCAGGGUCGGACUUAGAGAAGGCAAACCAAAAAUGGAUGUGUUCAAAGCUGUCAACCGAGCGUAGAAGUAGUACAAGUAAGAGAGAUUACACAAAGGUCCACCCGCGCUCGUCUGAUAUUAAAAAGGCUUUGACAACGGAUCGGUCUGAGGAUGUUUCAACUACCGAAGAGACUCCUCCAGCUUGCAAAUCUCAAAGGAGUUAUUUGUCAACGCGCCACGGUGAGUUUAUUCCAGUCCAUUCUGACCACUGGCCAAGCGUCACAAAGAUCCGGCAAAUUUUCAGUGAAAGACAAACCCGUUCUGCACAGCAGCCCAAGGCGACUAAUGAACCUGAAGAGAAAUUAAAAACGGGGCUUAACUUUCAGUUUAGCACUAAGGAUACUGCCUCUCUCUCAGACAAAAGUGACAAGCAUUCAGCUAGCAGCUCUGGUAACGAAGCAAGUAGCCUUUUCCUUCCAGAAAAACAACACUUCAAACUUGGAGCUCCUGCUAGAAUAAAUAGUGGGGCGGCCGGGAAUAUACUUAAAGCAAAUAGGAGAUUAGAAAAGGAAAUGGACUUCUUUUCUGAUCCUGACCUACAGCAAGACCCAAAUGAAAAGGAGUUCGAUUUAGAAACGCAUAGUAAUAAUAAUACGAGCAAAUCCAUUUUUCAAGACAGCAGUAGUGGACGCUCUUUAAGAGUCGACCAGCCUACGCACAGAGCCCCGAGUCCUAACUGCGACAGAGAGCCUGCUUUGAGGACCUCCAGGACAACACUUCUGACAUCUGACCCCGACCCUGACCUUCAUUUCCCUGCGCCUACUCCUUCUCCUCAGAGUUGUCCGUUGGGCAAAGCCACCUCCUCUGCUGUUAAACAGCCGAGGGAGAGAAGGGAGAGACAGGGGGUCGGGCUGCCCAGGGAUAGUUUACAUUCUUCAAAUAGCUCCUCCAGAACACCAGCCCCCACCUCCUCCACCACCACCACCUCCUCCCCCUUUCCACUAAAUCCAGCCCUUGCCUCCUCAACUGCAGCUCCCUCCUCCAAGGUAGAAGCCCCCAUCAGCAUAAUCUCCAGCCUGCGCUACAGGUUUAGUUCCGGAGAGGAGGAGGAGGAGCACAUUAGGAAAGGUAGAGGGAGAGGUGUAGGCCGGAGUGCGUCCUGUGGCCCUUUGCCCUCUACCUCCAUUAGAGGAGGCUGGGGGGUUGAAGAACAAGGAAGCAGUUUCUACCGCGGUAAACAUGGAUGGUGCGUGGGCAAGAGCGUCGGUAGAUCUUCCGGCAGCGAGGAGGACAGCGCAGAGAAUUUAGGACCGCCCAGCCGAGACGCGGUUCGCCGGCGCUCGCUGCGUAAGAAGAAGAAGGUUUUACUGCCGUCGGGCCGAUGCAACAACGAUCGUGAUGGUGAGUCAGAAGACAGCGACAGCGAAACAGGCAUGACCAUGGAACAGUUAGAGCCUCACCACCAUCAGUCAGGAAGUCCUUUCCCGAGCCGGAAGAAAAAAGAACCCGUUGCAAGUAAUUCCCGAAGGCUGGCGCAGCGAUGGGAGUGCCUUUGCGCGCCAUCGAUGGCCACGCCGCUUCCUGGUGUGUCACGCGUGUCAAAGGUCAACAUUCCCUCCUUCACCAGUCCUGGUGGCUCCCAGAGCAGUAGCCGGUGCUCUAGUACAGAGACGCUCAAGGAGGAGAAGCAGGCCAGGCGUGGACACCGAGCACAAGUCCAUAACACCAUAAGCUCCAAUGUGUCCAUCUCGUCUAUGCAGAGUAAAACCUACCAUGGGAACUCUACCAUGUAUCGCUCCCCAAGCUUUGGACAUGGGGACAACUUCUCCCGUGCACCUGUGUGGGUACACCCCCAGGUUGUCCCGACAGUCACCCCCCCUUCCACCACACCACAAAGGGAAGGGCCCGUGCCAGAUACGGGUCAAGGGGCUGGGUCCACGGUAUUCAGAAGAACAUUCGCUGGGAGAGAAAUAACGGAGGACAAAACAAAGCAUAGAAUCUCAAUGUCCAACCCGGAUAUUGCCUCUGAUACGAUGACUCUCCUCAGCUUCCUGAAAACUGACCUAUCAGAUCUCAGGGUGCGUAAAGUUGGAGGAGAGAAGCCCAGUGGUGCUGAGGAGAGGUCAACGUUGUACAGACGGGGGUCACAUAGUCAUGGCAACCAGUCUGGGUGUCGCCCGACUCUAAAGGAUCUAACCGCCACCCUGCGGCGUGCUAAAUCCUUCUCCUACUCUGACAAAUCCACCUUGGGUGUGCCGUGUUUUUCCACAAGUGGCACCUCUAAGCGGAGCUCGUCAGAACAGCGACUUGACGUAGAGAGGGAUGAAGGCAGGCGGUCCAUUAGUGACCGGGAGGUAGAGAGUGAUGGGGGUGAUUUUAGGGUAGGAAGAGAAAGAAGAGCAAGGGAUUAUGGAUAUGAUGACAAUGACGAUGUAACGCCAACCCCGCUGCAGGACAGAUACAUACAAGAAGCCAGACAGGUUAUGCGAGAUAUCUGCCAAAUGAGUGCUAGAGAGGAUGAUGAUGACGACGACGACAAUGAAAAUGUUCAUGUCACUGACGAUGAAAGGGUAGAGGAUGAGAGCUCCUCUAUAACACCAACAGGGCAGGAGAAGGAGAGAGGGGGCAUGAACAUGGAGGAUGAGGUGAGGGACAGAGAAAAAAGUGAGAGAGACGGAGAAAAUGGGAGGAGCAAGAGGGACAGCGAAGCCCCACCAUUGGUGAAGGAGCGGGAGAGCUGGAACCGAGAAUGUAGCGAGGAGAGAAACCAGGAGAGCAGAGAACAGGAGAGAUCCAUGCAGAAAGGUGACUCUGAGGAGAGCAUGUUCCACGACCGCUCUGUAGAUGAACUGUCAGGUCAUGAGUCUAGUCUAACUGAUGAAGGAAUAGUGACGGAGCCAGAGACUGGUCUCGGGGAGAUCUCUGAGAGCUGUUUUGCAGGGCCAGCUGGGGUUAAUUUGGGGUCAAUGAUAGCUAGGGAUGUGCUGGGUAAGCCUGUCACCACAUGGAAGCAAUCAGUUCUACACCAAGGGGAUGUGUUGAAGAAGGAGAAGCAAGACACACCAGAGAACGUUGUGAGUAGUGCAACUCAACAGAUCCCAAUACCAGUAGCCUCUUGCGCACAACUUCAUGCCCUAAGGGCAGAGAGUGACAGCAUUAUAAUGGAUAUGAGCAGCCCAACGUCAGUAACAAAUAGCAAACCUUUUGAGGCGAUCAACACCAGCAACACUGAAAGCCAGGAAGCCUCAACUCCAGCGGGGAAAUGGGAAGGGGGUCUUGAUGCCCCUGCAACUCCUGGGGCUGUUAGGCGGCGCAGGAAGUUCUCCUCUACUGGUAAUAAUAACUCAGACUGUAGCAACGGCAGCAGUGGAGAGUCCACCUCAGUGUCAUCCGGGAAUGGAGAGGCUACCGUCUACCGUUCACUCAGUGACCCCACGCCCCAGAGGCGUUGCUUUGUGGCUGGAGAAGGAAACAGCAAUUUCUGCUCCAUGGACAGCAACCUUCUGGGGUCUCUGUCCGUCAAAGGGAUAGGAAGUGUGACCGAGUCCUGCCCUGCCACUGUGCUGUCUGAAAGUAAGGGCAGCGUGGCCAGCGAUCUGUCAGUGUGCAGCGACAGUGCUCUCUGCGACGACAGUGUCCGCGAUUACAGCGGGGUGAUUCGAAGCAUCGUGGCUGAACCGGGGGCGAUGGACAGACUCAUGGUGGACGACCAUGGCAACGGCAAAGCUCCCAAAAAGAAAUCGUUCAGCGACCCCAGUCGACGUAGCGACGCACAAUUGCUGUCUCCGAAUGACCCUCACUACAAAGGUCACUCUAAUAAAAAUGAGCCAAUCAGUGAGCUGGAGCAAGCUGGCCAGAUCCCACCAUCCAGCAGUGAGCCGAUUCUAAGUGGGCACAGGGAGAAGCUGUGGACCCCAGAAGGUGAGGCGAUCCAACCCUUACCCCCGCAGACCCAUCCCUUCAACCCUGGAAGCAGUAGUAACAAAGCCAGGAAGUCUCGCUCCAGUUCAGAAUGUGCUCUUGCCUCUGAGAACCACGGCGAUGAAGAUGUUAAUGGUAUAGAUGAAGGGAUGGGAGGGAGAGUGGAUGAGGGAAAGAAAUUUAACUUUGACCUCAAACCGGCUGAGGCUCUCUCUCCAAGAUUGGGUCAUCAGACGUCAAGAAAACACCACGGCUGGUCUGCAAGCGACGCUCAUUUAGAUCCUGGAGAACCAGAUGUAGAGUCCCAAGAAGAUCUGGAGGGCCAAGACGACCUCACUCCCCCACUCCCUCCCCUCGCCCAUUUGUCCAGACCCGAAACCAGAACCAGGCAUGUCCGCCACGCCAGCGAGCCAGCUACGUUCAUGCCCAUCUCUCCCCCUGCACACUCUAAGCUGCUGAAAGAGGCCAACCGCUCCAAGAUACCACCCACCGCAGAGCCCUCACUCCCGAGCAAACCCUCGGGGGAUGAGGCCCCUUCUCUCGAGGACGUGACCAAGAGGUAUAUACUAGCUCUGAGUUCCACCGAGAAGGAGGCAGAGUGCCCAGGCCCUCUUUCAGGGGCCAGGGAUGGAACUGAACGGUCCAUGUCUGUGCCAGAGGGGCCCAGUGAGACCCCCACUUGUGAAGUUAUGGACACUGGGGCGCAAAGAACUGCUACUGAGGACCCUGCAUCCCUGCCUCCCAUUCAGCGGACGAAGCCAAAAGUGGACAUGAGGCGGCAUGUGAUCAUGACCCUCCUGGAUACAGAGCAGUCAUACGUGGACGCACUGCGCACGCUCAUCCAGGGCUACAUGCGGCCCCUGAAGCAGCCGGACAGCAGCUGCAUCGUGGACCCCCUGCUGGUGGACGAGAUGUUCUACCAGAUCCCAGAGAUCCUGGAGCACCAUGAGACCUUCCUGGAACAGGUCACCAGCUGCGUCAGCCAAUGGCAUGACAGGCAGACCGUCGGCCACCUCCUCAUCCAAUCGUUCUCAAAAGAGACCCUAGCUAAUAUUUAUUCGGCGUACAUCGACAACUUCCUCAAUGCCAAAGACGCGGUGAGGAUUGCGAAGGAGGCCAAGCCAGCGUUCCUGAAGUUCCUAGAGCAAAGCAUGCGUGAGAACAGGGAGAAGCAGGCUCUUGGAGACCUGAUGAUCAAGCCUGUCCAGAGGAUUCCCCGCUAUGAACUGCUGGUGAAGGACCUGCUGAAGCACACCCCGGAGGAGCACCCGGACCACCCGUACCUGCUGGACGCCCAGCGGGGCAUCAAGCGGCUGGCGGAGAAGAUCAACAAGGGGCGGCGGUCGGCGGAGGAGGCAGAGCGGGAGACCCGGGUCAUGCAGGAGAUCGAGGCUCACAUCGAGGGGGUGGAGCAUAUUAUGAAUCCCCAGCGGAAGUUUCUGAGACAAGAGAUGGUCAUGGAGGGGAAGACCGUGGGCGGCAGGAAGGACCGCUCGCUCUUCCUCUUCACCGAUCUGCUGAUCUGCACCACUCUCAAGAGGAAGUCCGGCUCCCUGAGACGCAGUUCCAUGAGCCUGUAUUCUGCUGCUAGCUUGAUCGAUACCUCCAGUAAAUACAAGUUCCUUUGGAAACUCUCUCUGGAGGACAUAGAGAUGGUGAAAAACUCCUCCCAGGCAACAAACAAGGAGAAUAUCCAGAAGAUGAUUGGUCGAUUGGACGAGGAUCUGAAUACAUUGGGUCAGAUUAGCAAACUCUCUGAGACCCUCAGCUUCCCACACCAGUCGCUAGACGAGGUGAUCAAGGACCUGAUGGCCUCGGUGCACCGGGAGCUCUCGGACAAGCAGUCGCUGGCCUUCAGCAUGACCUUCCUGCCCACCAAGCUAGAGUUCGCCACCGCCUCGGCCGAGAGCAGCUUCCUCUUCGAGUUCAGCUCCCCCGAUGCCCGCUCCAACUUUGAGCAGGCCUUCGAGGACGCCAAGAAGAAGCUAGCCAUGAACAAAGACCAGUGGGACCCAGAGUUUCUGAAAGCCAUUCCAAUUAUGAAGACUCGCAGUGGAAUGCAGUUUUCAUGCGCCUCUCCCAGCCACAGUUGCCCAGACAGUGGUUGUGAGGUGUGGGUGUGUAACAGUGACGGAUACGUGGGACAGGUGUGUCUACUGAACAUCAAGGAUGAGCCCACCGUGGAGGCCUGCAUAGCUGUCUGUUCUGCCAGGAUCAUCUGUAUUGCUGCUGUACCGGGCCUGAAGGGCAGGGAUCGAGGAGUGGAGCCCGCUCAUGCCCCGCCCCCUGCAUCUUCUUGCCCCGCCCAUCCCCAACCCCAGCUGCACAUAUCCAUCUCUCAUUCGUCGCUGGAGCUCAGCAAUCAGCCUGCAGGCGCGGGGGCGGAGAUAGUGCCCUUUGACAGUGAUGACACGGAUGAUGAAGACUCUCCUAGUCCCUCCUCCACAUUACAGAGCCAAGCCAGCCGCUCCACCAUCUCAUCUAGCUAUGGCAACGAGGAGGGCCAGGGCCUCAAAGACAUGGCCACAGAGACCACCAGCAGUGAGGAGGAGCAGGAGUUCCCGGCCCCCAACCCCUACGGGACCGCGGGCGUUUCGGGGGGCGUGGGAGCGGGCCGCGUCCACCCGGAGAGCCCCAUGGACGGGCGCGCCAUGCGAAGGUCGUCCCGGGGCUCCUUCACCAGGGCCAGCCUGGAGGACCUGCUGAGCAUCGACCCGGAGGCCUACCAGAGCUCAGUGUGGCUGGGCACCGAGGACGGCUGCAUCCAUGUGUACCAGUCCUCUGAUAACAUACGCAACCGGAAGAACAGCAUGAAGAUCCAGCACUCUGCCUCCAUCCUCUGCAUACUAUAUUUGGAUAAUAAAGUGUUUGUAUCACUUGCCAACGGAGAUGUCAUUGUCUAUCAGAGAGAAGCUGGAAGCUUCUGGGAUGCCCAGUCCUCCCAGACGCUGGGGUUGGGGACGGCCAGCAGCCCCAUCACCAAGAUGGUGCCGGUGGGCGGCAAGCUGUGGUGCGGCUCCCAGAACAGAGUGCUGGUCAUCAACACCAGCACACUGGUGCAGGAGCACUGGUUCCAGGUUGGCACGGACAGCAGCCGCUGCGUGACGUGCAUGGUGGCGUACGGCCAGGGGGUUUGGCUGGCCCUUCAGGGCAGCGCCCUGGUCAGGCUGUACCACGCCCAGACCUGGGAGAGCCUAACGGAGGUGGACGUGGCCCCGGCCGUGCACAAGAUGCUGGCAGGUGCGGAUGCGAUAAUCCGACAGCACAAGGCAGCCUGCCUAAGAAUCACAGCUCUGCUGGCAUGUAAAGACCUGCUUUGGAUCGGCACCAGUGCAGGUGUGGUCCUCACCCUGGCCAUCCCAGUGGUGAGCUCUGGGACUGGGGCAGCCACGCUCAAGUCUCCCCUGGUGCCCAUGGGGUCUGCUCACGGGCACACAGGCCACGUCCGCUUCCUGACCUCCAUCGAGUUCCCGGAAGGCUUUGACGUGAACUUCCCCAAGACGUCAAAUGAAUUUGCAGGUAACCAAUCACAAGGCAGCAGUGCAGACAACGGAGGACACGGCAGUCUCCAGAGGAGGGACUCAACACACCACGUCAUUCCCAAGACCAAUCAUCUUGUGAUCUCCGGGGGUGACGGCUACGAGGACUUCCGGCUGACCAAUAGCAGCGAGACAGUGGGGCGGGACGACAGCACCAACCAUCUGCUGCUGUGGAGGGUCUAGGGUCUAGGACCAAUGAACCCUUGUCAACAGGAUGCUGUUGACCCCUCAAGCUCGGCAUUUGUUUUAGAAAUGCACACAACACUGCCCUUUGCCUUGUGUGACCCCCCUACACCUGAAUAUUUAUAUUUAUUGUGUCUUGUGUUUGGUGCGGUCAGUCUUUAUGUGCAUAGUGGCCGUGGACAGUCUCCUGAACAGACUCCCUCUGGGGAACAGGUGUCUUCUUUUCAAUGUUGUGUGCAUCAUUCCUCCUGUGCAUGGUUAUCCCAUGCGUGUGUGUGUGUCCUCUUACUAAUACUGUCCAGUCACUGAACAAACUCACAUCCCAAAUCAAAGAGAGAGGAAAACAAAGAGGAAUUUGUGACCGUCCUUCAGUAUUGAAGAUAGAAAGACAGUGGAUUGGAUGGAAAGAUGGAAAUAGAGUGGGAGGCAUUAACUCUGUUGGUCGAGUGUCACACACAAGUCAACUCCUGAAGGAACAUGGGUGAAGCAUAUGCUGCUAGGUCUAAUUCCACUCUAUCGUCCCUCUAGCUUUGUAAAAGCAUGAGACCGGGAAACAGGAACAAGGAACCAUGGUACACCGCCUCCACACCAAAUGCACUCCUACCUAUAAGGUGGUUCUUUUGAUUGGAAAGGGUGUACAACAUGACCUCUUUGGUCGAUUUCACUUUAUCGCUUACUGACGUAUUUUGCGGCUGCAGCCCACGGCUAAGAAAAGUGCUUAACAUCUACAAGACUUCAGUCCAAGACCAAAAUAAACAAAAAGGAGAUGCUAGAGUCCUGUCAAAUCAGCUACUCGACUUCCCAAAAUACCGGAGAUCAGUUAUUCCUGGGAUCCACUGGUGUGGAGCUUGAAGACAGCAGCCAAUCCUCAGGCUGUUCUAAUGGAUGGUGAGAAACACCAUCAACACAACUCUUUGUCAAUUGCCUAGAAAGGUAGCAUAGAGAAGAGUGCAAUAUAUGGUAUGGCAAUUUGACAAGGAUGUACACACAUGCAUAAUUUUACAAACUUACGCACACAAGAUUUGUACAUAUCUACAAUUAGAAACAUGACUUAUUUUUUUGUUUUGAUUUACAAAUAAUCACAAUGCGUCAGUUUAUUUCCUGUAUACUACAUUGGGGGAAAACCAUACAAUCAAAUGGACCAUCACUGUAACCGGUACAAAUUAUAUACAACUGAAAUGGCUACAAAUACAAGUAUGUAUUUGUAUUGUAUGCUGUUAACUGCCAUUGUAUUUAAGCCCAUUGGUAGAGCAUUCCUUCAGGAUGUCAGUUGGAAUAUUAUUUCUCAGUCCCCAACUCUCUGGAGUGGAAGAUAUUCAUGUACAGUAUUUAUGCUUUAUUAUUUUUUUCAAGCGCCUUUUUUGACCACUGAGUUUAUGGAAGUACGUAGCUUUCACACAUUCUGUGGCAAAACCCUGUAACCGGUUUAAUGCUGAUUUAUUUUCUUCCUCUUACACAAAAACAAGUGAUAACUGAACAAAGACACACACGCACUAUGAUAAAAAAGAAUGAUUGUGGAUGAAACGAAAACAUGCAUGCGUGUCCGUUCUUGCCGCAGAUUUAGAUGAGGUCAGAAGAACAAAUUGAUGUGCGGCCUUAAGGCUAGAACAUAAUCCACUGCACGCAGACACCUACGCAAAUCCCCAUUCCCCCAAGUUCCAAAGCAGGUGUUUCUGAAGUAAAGUUGACUAGCUAACACACUGACACUCAUACCAACACACAUUCCCUGCGUUUUAAGGGUUAAGUGGUGGUUUAACUUGAUCCCUGAAAAGCCUUUGGAGACUUCCCGCUCUUUUCCACCAUCCAUCUGGGCUCUUUCUACUCCUUUAAACUUACUCCAUCCUCAGUGUGUUAGCAUUGGGCUAGCUCCCCCAGUGGUUUCUAAUGUGAGGGGCUAAUUGGAUUAGCUGUGUUGAUAGCUGUCUGCUGGGUAACUAGGUACUGGAGUCUCUGCUUGUGUAAAAUAUAUGUGACGUCUGGUAAAUGACACGGCCGCCUUCUGAACCUACGAAUGUUUUGUUGUGAAUGUAGGCAGGUGAGGAAUUGUUUUAUGACCUUCUGCAAAUAAAAAGGCUAAACACUACCAAACUAUGAAACGAUACAGAGGAAACGAAAAAAAAAACUUUUCCCAAACCAAUAAUGUAUGGUAAUAAUGUUAUAUGGUUGAUUGUAUGUUUCCAGUGCCAAGUGCUGUCUCCCUCACCCCACCCUGCAUGUUUUUGCAAUUGUAGUCACAUCUGCUUUGGAAGCCAAUUAUCUAUAAAUGUGUGUCACAGUGUUAAGAGAGUAAUACGUCUAGUUUUUUUAAGAGCAGUGUGUUAUCUGAGUGUGCGUGUAUGUGCCAUCACCGCCAAUAGAGAGUUUGGCAUUGUUGUCUACAAAGUGGGGCAGGCAGGCCCUAAAUCUCUCAAAUUGUACUUUUAGCUUUAUGUGAACUAAAUGUCUGAGGCUAAAUAAAAUCAAUUUCACACCAGUACAGUCACUUUCACCCUUGGUUCAAGUGCGUGAUUUUCUCCAAUUUAGAAUUCAACGAACAAUAUAUAAAUAGAUGGAACUUUUUUUGACAAGGAAAAAUGUAGAUCCUAUAACACAGUCACAUUCUAGAUAUAAAACACAAAUACAACAAUCGACCAACACCGCUAAAAGGAGACAGUAUUAGAAGUGUGGCAAUGCUCGCCAGCCAACAUAUUUAUAUUUGGUCCUCUUUACUCACCUUGAAGCUCUUGCAGUAAGUUAUAAGUGACAUAUUUCUGCCUGUAUUUGAACCUUUGGGGUUUUGAUUGAUGUAAAUAAUUGAUAUAUAUUGCCCUUUUCUGUAAAUAGUACACCCACGUUCCUCAAUUGUUGAUAUGACUAAUGGCAUAUUUAUAUACAUGUGUAGCCUAUGUAAUCCCCCUCUUGUUUGUCACUUAAAAUGAUAUCUGAAGGAUGAGAAUGAUAGACACUAUGGUCAUCAGAUUGAUACAAAUGGCGAAUAGACCCCAAACUGUUCAAAGAUCACAAAUUCAUGCUUUUCCUUUUUUUUUGCCAGGGCUGGGUCAUAAACUAGCACAUAUUCUAGCAAAGGGAUAUUAUGAUUACACCUGUAAUACAACUUAUACAAAAGCUUUAUCACUUGAUCCUUUCUCAUUUGUAAUCAUUGUACCUUGUCAGAGUUACAUAAGAGUUGCUGUUUCUGCUUUGUAGCUGUGGCAUCCUCUUUGUAAGUAAAACAGUUCACCGGUGAUAUUUUAUAUGUGGCUGAUAUUUCUUCAUACAACAAAUACACAUGGAAUAUUUUUUUUGCCAGGCAGCAUUAACAUUCAGAUUUGUAGUUGAGUGGGUAUCCCUGACAUUUUGGUUUUAACUCGAUGUUAAUGUAUGCUUAAGCGUUAAGCCCACUAACCAACAAUGAAGUGUAUUGUGAUAUGAUAAGUCCACUCAACAGGCGCCAUCCUCUCUCCCUAUCUGCGUGCACACGCACACAACACACGCGCGCGAACAGAGAACCUCUGUCGGUGGUUGUGAAUGCACGCUCACAUCCAUGCAAGCGCACUAGUGCAGCUCUAGUGGCGAAUGAGUAAAGACGCACAGUCGAUAAAGAAGAGCAGCACAGGCACCCCAUUGUGUCACCACGGUAUGCGGGCUUCAUACUGUGUCAUCUAUUAGCAUCCCAAGUUCCAACUCACUAGCUACGAUCCGAAUAUAUUUAAUUUGUUGUUCAAUAAGGGCCUAUUUUGCCUCAACAUUAUGA
Gadus chalcogrammus (walleye pollock) is the source of this 12422-nucleotide messenger RNA. RefSeq names its product rho guanine nucleotide exchange factor 17-like. The record is from RefSeq and is a predicted model, not a curated record. The transcript is spliced from 24 exons. Lineage: Eukaryota; Metazoa; Chordata; Actinopteri; Gadiformes; Gadidae. Gene Ontology annotation, molecular function: protein binding; guanyl-nucleotide exchange factor activity. Gene Ontology annotation, biological process: actin cytoskeleton organization. The coding region runs from base 476 to 8689 and encodes 2737 amino acids.